AUGGAGAAGUUGGCUCAAGAUCAUCGAACUACUUCCACCUCAAAGACCUCAAACAUUACAGGUUCCAAAGCCAUUGAAAACAAGAAUCCAUCUCCUGAGGUUCAUCCUCCACCCAAGAGACGCCAAUUGGCCUUGAAGACCAUGAAAGAUUCUUAUACAGAGGUUGUCAUGCCCUUUACAAAGGACAAGAGUUUAUUGGAGGAAUAUAUCAACGUCAACGGCACCGUUAGACAUGGCAAAAUCAUGGAGGAUUUAGAUGCGUUAGCAGCUGCCAUUUCAUAUAAACAUUGUGGAUAUGAACUGGCAGAUAGUUCGGAUUUGACGAUCGUCACCGCCUCUGUAGACCGGAUCGAUUUCCUAAAACCGAUUGCCGCUAAUGAUUUGCGGCUUUCUGGACAUGUUACAUAUGUCGGAUAUAGCUCUAUGGAAGUCCAAAUGAAGAUGGAAGAGAUAUUUCCCGACCAUCCCGAGAAAAAAGCUACCAUUUUGGUGGCACUGUUUACCAUGGUGGCAAGGGAUGCAACCACAGGCAAGGCAGCACAAGUGAAUCCCUUGUCACUUCAAGAUGACAAUGAAAAGAAGCUAUUCCAAAUGGGAGAAGACCAUAAAGCUAGAAAGCGCACAGAAAGUGAAAGGGCACUCACAAAACGUCCUCCGACUGAAGAAGAGCGUUUCUUGAUUCAUGAUCUUUAUUUGGAGUAUUCCAAAUAUGAGAACUCUCAGCUGAAUUGCUCAAAGCCAGAUGAUGUCCAGUGGAUGGGUGAUACAAAGAUGAGUUCCGUUCAAAUCAUGCAGCCGCAAGACCGUAACGUCCAUCACAAGAUUUUCGGUGGAUAUCUGAUCCGUUUAGCUUAUGAACUUGCAUUCUGUAACGCUUCAGUCUUUAUCAGGAACCGACCGAUAUUCUUGGCUCUGGAUGAGAUUGCGUUCCGCAAACCAGUGAGUGUUGGCACCACCUUGGCCCUGGAUUCACAAAUUGCGUAUUCAGGGGGAGGAGAACACCACUCGUUCCAAGUGAUGGUCAAGGCCGAUAUCCUUGAUAUCAAAAACAAUACUCGAGAGACCUGCAAUACUUUUUGGUUCACCUUCAGUGAUCCUCGAAAGGAUCAUCUUACCCCAAAGGUCUUGCCCCGAACUUAUGCAGAAUCUGUGCUUUACCUCGAAGGCAAACGUAGAAGGAUAGAAGGCGCCAAGCUAGCUCAAUUGAACCGCAAGAACUUGGGAAUGUAA
This is a messenger RNA of Lobosporangium transversale, 1230 nucleotides long. RefSeq names its product Thioesterase/thiol ester dehydrase-isomerase. Gene Ontology annotation, cellular component: mitochondrion. NCBI's taxonomy places the organism in Eukaryota, Fungi, Mortierellomycota, Mortierellomycetes, Mortierellales, Mortierellaceae. Gene Ontology annotation, biological process: acyl-CoA metabolic process. The coding region runs from base 1 to 1230 and encodes 409 amino acids. The transcript is spliced from 5 exons. The record is from RefSeq and is a predicted model, not a curated record. Gene Ontology annotation, molecular function: fatty acyl-CoA hydrolase activity.